AUGAUUUCUGCUACAAAUUGGGUCCCAAGAGGAUUUUCUUCGGAAUUUCCUGAAAAGUAUAUCUUGGAUGAUGAAGAAAUGGAAAGAAUCAACCAAUUAGCGCAAUUGAACUUGGAUGAUGCUAAGGCCAGCUUGGAAGAAGUAGAAGGUAAACCUGAGGUCGAAGAUGAUACUGAGGCUAAACCUGCCCCAGCCGGUUCUGAAAGAUUGAAAGAUCAGCUUGAGAUAGAUGAUGAUUUGAAAGAAUAUAAUAUGGAGGAGUACGACGAGGAAGAGGCUACUGAUAAUGAAGAUGGUAAAGACGUAUCUAUGUUUCCAGGUCUAAGCAACGACAGCGACGUUAAAUAUCAUGAAGGUGAAGAAGGCGAAGAUCCAUAUAUUUCAUUGCCUAAUCAAGAGGAUACUCAGGAGGAGAAGCAAGAGUUACAAGUUUAUCCAUCUGAUAACUUGGUUCUUGCCACAAGAACGGAGGAUGACGUUUCAUAUCUGGAUGUUUACGUUUAUGACGAUGGUGCCGGGUUCCACAGCGAUGAUAUUCCGGUCGAAGAAGGUGAUGAGGCUGACCCAGAUGUCGCUCGUGGUCUGGUUCGUGAUCCUGCACUAUACGUUCACCAUGAUUUAAUGUUGCCCGCGUUCCCAUUAUGCGUGGAGUGGCUUGAUUACAAAGUCGGAUCCAGUUCUGAAGAAGCUGCUAAUUACGCUGCUAUCGGUACAUUUGAUCCGCAAAUUGAGAUUUGGAACUUGGACUGUGUUGACAAAUCCUUUCCAGAUAUGAUUUUGGGUGAACCUCAUGACAAUUCAAUGGCAUCUUUGCAAAGCAAAAAAAAGAAGAAGAAGACCAAAAAUCAACACAUUACUACCCAUCAUACCGAUGCUGUCUUGUCCAUGGCACACAAUAAACACUUCCGUUCUGUUUUAGCAUCCACCUCCGCAGAUCAUACUGUAAAACUAUGGGAUUUGAAUUCAGGUAACGCAGCUCGUUCUUUGGCUUCUAUUCAUUCAAACAAGAAUGUUUCAUCUUCCGAAUGGCACAUGUUGAACGGUUCCGUUCUUUUGACCGGUGGUUAUGAUUCUCGUGUAGCUUUAACAGAUGUUAGGAUUUCUGACGAAAGUCAAAUGAGUAAAUACUGGUCUGUCAUGUCUGGCGAAGAAAUCGAAACCGUUACGUUUGCUAAUGAAAAUAUAAUAUUGUGUGGUACCGAUUCUGGUAAUGUAUACUCUUUUGAUAUUAGAAACAACGAAAACCGUAAACCCGUUUGGACAUUAAAAGCACAUGAUGCUGGUAUCUCCACCUUAUGUUCGAGCAAGUUCAUCCCUGGUAUGAUGAACACUGGGGCUAUGGGUGAAAAAACUAUCAAGCUGUGGAAAUUCCCCUUGGAUGAAGUUACAAACGGCAGAGGCCCAAGCAUGGUUCUUUCUCGUGACUUUGAUGUCGGUAAUGUCUUGACAUCAUCGUUUGCUCCAGAUAUUGAAGUAGCAGGCACCAUGGUUAUUGGUGGUGUCAACAAGGGUCUGAAACUAUGGGAUGUUUUCACCAAUAGAUCCGUACGCAGGAGCUUCAAAAGUGAAUUAGAGGAUGUGCAAACGAGGGCCAAAGAAGAAGCCAAACAGCUAGGCAAGAGUUCAAGAAUCGCAAGAAAAUACACCAAUAACGAUAAUCCAGAUACUGUUAUUACCAUUGAUGAUCAGGGUGAAGAUGAAGAAGAAAGAGAAGGAGAAGACGAGCAUGACGACAUGGCAUAA
Molecule: messenger RNA, 1743 nt
Organism: Saccharomyces kudriavzevii IFO 1802
Lineage: Eukaryota; Fungi; Ascomycota; Saccharomycetes; Saccharomycetales; Saccharomycetaceae
Gene: PWP1
Product: rRNA-processing protein PWP1
Exons: 1
Coding region: 1-1743 (580 amino acids)
Biological process (GO): rRNA processing
Cellular component (GO): nucleus
Molecular function (GO): protein binding
Source: RefSeq, a predicted model, not a curated record